Chaetomium fimeti is the source of this 2452-nucleotide messenger RNA. RefSeq lists its product as uncharacterized. The transcript has 2 exons. Bases 1 to 2373 code for a protein of 790 amino acids. The record is from RefSeq and is a predicted model, not a curated record. NCBI's taxonomy places the organism in Eukaryota, Fungi, Ascomycota, Sordariomycetes, Sordariales, Chaetomiaceae.
AUGGACCAGGACCACAACGGCCGCCAUCCUCUGGCAAACGCCAAACCCUCCUCCUCUUCCAAAGACAACAACAACAACAACAACAACAACGACGACGACAACCAUUCGCCCUCGGAGCCCAGGAAUGAGAACGCAUAUGUUGACGCUCCGGAAGACACGGUGCCCCAAGAACCUCCGUCACUUGACUCGCUCUCCAAGGAGCCCAACCGCGACCACCGCAAAUGGUAUCCCAAGUACGGUCGGGUCCAGAAGUGCGACUGGUGCAACGCCCGGUCUCGGGGUACCCUCCAUGUUUGCACCAUCUGCGCCAUCCGCAUGUGUGAGGACUGUGCACGCGACCGCCGCUGGCACCCCAACCGCAACCACUUCAUCGAUGCCGAUGCCUUGGACUGGGUCAUGAAGAAGGUGGCGAGAGCACCCAGGCAGCCCAGGCAGUCUAAGCCACCCAACAAGAAGGUCCCGGCCAAGCGUGCCGCUUCGGCCAGCCCGGACAAGGAGCCCAAGACUCCUCCUCCCGCCCCUCGUCGCCGCAAGUUAGUGGAAACCGAUUACAACACCCCUGACGACGAGGAUGAGGACGAUGAGGAUGACGAGGAUGGCGAGGAUGACGACUCAGCCGGCCAUGGCAACAACAAACCCGCCAACGCCGGCCCCGGACAGUCUCACUUUCCUCCGCCCGCCAAUCCUCGCGGUGACUCCGGCCCCCGUCCUCCUCCUCCGGUGCCCAGCUACUAUGACCACAACCAAGCUGCUCUUCGCUAUCAUCAGGCUCCGAUACAUGGCGGAUACACUCCGUAUGGGAGAAUCGAGCCGCAUAUGCAUGGCUACUAUGGCCCUCCGGUUCCAGCUCCGACCGCCCCUCCUAUGGCCGGUCCCAGCACUCGCCAGGAUGGUCGCCGGCAGCUACCAGCUACUAAACCCAAGCUGAACAAUAGCGAGCAGUCUCGCCGGGCUUCCGGCAGCCGCCUUGACGACUAUGGCAAUGACGGUAACGGGGGUGGGGACGAUGACUUGGAGUCUCGGCAAGAUGAAGACGGCAAUGAGGUUGCCGAGGAGAAGGGGCAUGCCGACAAUGCCAACGACUCGCACCGCCGCCACAGCGCUCGUUCCACUGGGGGUUCCCACGCCCGCACCCUCUCCCAAGUCAGCACCGACCGUGGCGGCACUUCCCCUCAGGCCAGUGCUGCACAGGGCACUCGCACUUUGGCUGAGCGACCGGCCAUGACACCGCAGGACCGUGAGCAUGACCGCCUUGUUGUCGACAUCUACAACUGGCUGUACGGGGACAGGCCCCCCCUGGACCCCAACCGCGUCCGCACCCGGAUCCCCGACCAGUGGCAACCACCCCGGCAGGCGUUAGUUCCGCAGUAUCACCCUGAACCGACCCCGUAUGGCCAUGGCCAGUACCCUGCCCCCUACGGCCACCCUCACCAGCACAUGUAUCCGCCGGCCCCCCAAGGCUACCCGCCGUACCCCCUUCACCAGCCCUACCUAGAGUACCCUCCAUACCCCCCUUACGCCCCUUACCCUCCCCACCCAGCAGCAGCAGCAGCCCCCCACAACCACAACAACAACCCCAACACCGCCUACCCCCCCACUCACCCAUCCCACAACAACAACAACAACAACAACAACAACAACACCCACCCAGCAGCAGCGGCCCACCCAGCAGCAGCGCACCAAGCAGCACCAGCGCCCUACCACCCGGCCUACCUCCAAGACCUCGCCUUCGCCCAGCACCAGCACGAGCACGACCGCUCCACCCUCGAGCAGCUCGCCCGCGCCUGGGCCCACAACACUAUCCUGCUGCGCCUGGUCGCGCGCAACCAUCGCGUGUAUGCCAUACAGAUGCUGUGGGAGGUGUUUGCCCUGCGGAGGCGGGUGGAGAGGGAGAUGUCGCUCAUGGAGGUUGGGGGGAGGAGGAGGAGUGGGGAUGGUGGUGGUUCUUAUGGGGAUGGUGCUGGUGGUUCUUGUGGGGGUGGUGAUGGUGAUGGUGCGGGUGCGGGUGGGGAGGGGGAGGGUGAUGGGGGUGAAGGCGUGGAUGCCUUCCCGCAGACGGUGCGGUGGUUUGUGGGGGAGCGGGAUAGCCAGUUCCGGAUGGAGUACGAGACUACGCGGGCGCAGCGCGAGGCGAGGGCGCAGGUGCUGGAUCGUGGCGGCCAUGACCGGGCCCAGGCUGGGGUAGUGAGGGGUGCUGUUCACCACCUUGGCGAGGGGGGUGCUGUUCAUCACCAUGGUGAAGCGCGUGCUGGCAGUGCUGGCAGUGAGGGUGCUGCUGCUGCCAGCGGUGGUGCCGCCAGCAGUGCUGGUUCUGAUCGCGCCGUUGUGGAUGAUGACGACACCGAGAGCGAGGAGGUUGAGGAGAAGGAGUAAUCACUCGCUCACUCACUCACCCGGCUCCAUAGGUCAUUCAUUUUCAUGGAUGGCCUUGUCACCCACUCUCAGCUGGACC